Aspergillus affinis is the source of this 1032-nucleotide messenger RNA. RefSeq lists its product as uncharacterized. The record is from RefSeq and is a predicted model, not a curated record. Lineage: Eukaryota; Fungi; Ascomycota; Eurotiomycetes; Eurotiales; Aspergillaceae. The coding region runs from base 1 to 1032 and encodes 343 amino acids. The transcript is spliced from 2 exons.
AUGUCUCUCGAUCUGUCCCUCCCUGCCACCUGCCCCGCUCUCUGUGGCUAUCUCAGGUACAGCUGGGACCUGGCUGCCUUUGCUCUCUACACUCUUAUCGAUCACUACAAUUAUGGAAGCGAAGUACCUCUAGUCCGGCUCCCAGAAACCUACAACCUCGCCGGCCGGAUACUCAAAGACGUCGUGCAAGCCCACGUCGACUUGGACAAGGAAGCCACCCUCGACCCUAACCUCCGCGUUCCAGGCUAUGAAUACUCAGCCAUCGGGGACGUAGGCUUUUAUCCGACGGCGUUUCUCGUGGUCACGACCCCGAACUGGGACAACGAGGGUGUGCCGUUUGUGUUUAUGGACGAUACCGAUGUCUCGGAGAAUGAGGACACUUAUCUAGAUCCGGAGGUGCGGCCGAUGGAUAAAUUCUCCAUGCCGCUUGACGAGGCACAGGGGUUGCUGGAGAGUUUUAGUCUCAGUAACUUGGGAAUGCUCGUCGCAAAGGAGCAAUAUGGCCUUGAGCAGAACGCAAACCGCAAGAACGACGGAGACGAAUAUCCUGAGACUGAACCACCUGAGCGCGAAGAAGAUAUUGAUAACGAUGAAGACGAUGUUGGCAACGAUGAAGCGGCUGCUGGUAACAGUUGCUUCUACCGCCUCAGUGAUGGCGAAGUCAUCUUUGCUCCUGGUGGUGCAUCAAUAGGUGAUGAGAUCUUUUGUACUACCACGGUCAAUGGCAAGCUUCAAGUCACAGAAGAACGCGUUGUCGAAGAGGUUGCGGGUUGGGAUAACAAGGAAGAAAGUGCUGGUAAUGGCGAAGAUGUUGAUAACAGGGGAGAAGAUGUUAAUAGCGGUGAAGAAGAUCCUGAUGUCUGUGUAGAUGCUGGUGAUAGUGCCUACUACCGCCUCAGUAAUGGCGACGUCGUCCUUUUCCCCGGUGGUGCAUCAGUGGGUGAUGAGGUCCUUAUACCUACCUUCACCCAUCCCGGGCUUGACGUUCGCGUAUCUCACGUUGUCGAAGAACUUGUGGACUAUGAAGAGUAG